AGGAAGAGAUUCUUUCGAAUCGUUCUCGCGGUACUUUGAUGUCAUACUCCGAUCGGUCUGCGCAGCUGAUGAAGUCGAAUACGCCUGUCGCGUCUCUCUUCAUAGGUGAGGAGAGAGCGGCAUUAUUGACGACGAGUUUUGCUGCUGAAAGCAAGCAUCCACCACCGUACACAACAGAGGAGCGGACAAGUACACUGUUUGCUCGCGCCGACCGAAAGCAUGAGAAUUUCAAUGCUUAUGUCUCUUAUCCGGCCGACCGGGCCGAUCAUUGUGGGCAUCUCUCUAGGGUUUACUCUGAGCCUCCUAAGCGUCACCUGGGUGAAUGAGUCCUGCGACUCCAACUGGAUGGGAGCCACCGACGAGAUGCUCGUAGCGCAUCCCGGGAUCUCGAAGGGGGCUCGGAAACCCAGUUCGAUAUCCACUGGCACUACUGACAACGGAAAUACCGAAGGGGAAUUUGAGCCAAGAAUAGUGCCUUACAACAAGCCUGCCCAACAAGGUCCUCCACAUAAAGUUAUCAGAGCCAAGUAUGUCAGCACAGAGCUUGGAAUUCGCGAGCGUCUCUUUGUUGCGGUAUUUACGUCCAAAACCACCCUGAGCACGUUAGCUGUGGCCAUCAACCGGACCCUAAACCACCACCUGGAUGGCCGUCUCAUCUUCUUCACGGGCACCCGCAACCGUAAACUCCCUCAUGGAAUGUUUGUGGUUGCCCACGAGGAUGAACGUCCAGUCCCAAACAUGUACCAAUCCAUCCGAUAUCUUCUAGAACACCACGUUGCUGAGUAUGACUGGUUCUACCUUGCUCAGGAUGACACCUAUACCCAGCCUGAAAGGCUUAAGACCCUAGUGAGCCACCUGAGCAUGGACCUUCAGCUUUACAUGGGUCACCCAGGUGAAUUUAUUGGAGGUGAAACACAGGGGAGGUACUGCCACGGUGGACCAGGAUUUCUACUGUCCAGCGCGUUACUUCUGAAGCUCCAGCCUUUUUUGGACCACUGCAGGACUGAUAUCAUAAGCGUCAAACCUGAUGAGUGGCUCGGUCGGUGUAUCAUUGAUUAUACUGGCACCAGCUGUGUGGAGGAAUAUGAGGGGCUGAAUUAUAAUUAUUUUUCAAUGGAAAAUAAUAUGGACCUUCUCAAAGUGGAAAACGAUGGAUUUCAAAACGCACUUACUGUUCAUCCUGUGACCAGUGCUGAACUUAUGUACCGCCUUCACAAACAAUUCUCCCAAAUAGAACUGCAGAGGACCUAUGAGGAAAUUGAGAAACUGCAGUCAGAGAUCAAGAACGUCAGUGAAGUGGCAGUGGAUGGAAACAAAAGCACUUUGUGGCCCAUCGGCAUCUCGCCCCCCUUUGAACCCAAGAGCCGCUUUGAGGUCCUGCGUUGGGACUACUUUACCGAAGAGCACCUUUUUUCUUGUGUGGAUGGUGCCCCUAAGUGUCAGCUGAUUGGUGCUGAUCGUGAUGACGUCUCUGACGUCAUCAAUGUUGCUGUGGCCGAACUCAAAGAGAAAUAUAACCCCAUUGUGCAACUGAGCGAUCCUCGACUGGUGAAUGGUUACCGACGCUUUGACCACACACGAGGCAUGGAGUACACCCUUGACCUGCAGUUCCAGGCCACGACUCAAUCUGGCCAUCAGAAAUCUAUUGCACGUCGCGUACACCUGGUCCGACCCCUCAGCCAGGUAGAGAUUAUCCCCAUGCCUUACGUCACUGAGGCUACACGUGUACACGUUCUACUUCCCCUGACCAGUUAUGAGUCGCACGCAGCGCUGAGCUUCUUAGAUCACUGUUCCUCCAACCUGUUUGAGAAUGGUGAAAAUGCAAUUCUUAACUUGCUAUUCGCCUACGAACCCGCCGAAGCUCUAAAAGUGAGCACAAAUGAUGUCUUCGCAGAAGUCAAAGCCAAGGUCGCAGCUGUUGAGCACAGGUAUCCCAACGUAAAGGUGUCAUGGAUAAGCAUAAAAACGGAGAGUUCUGGUGUCCUGCAUAUCCUGGACAUCGUUUCUAGGAAGCACCCGGUGGACACGCUCUUCCUCCUCGUCACGGCCGACACGGUACUCAACUCUGAGUUCUUGAAUCGCUGCCGUAUGAACGCCAUCAGUGGCUGGCAGGCUUUCUUUCCCAUCCACUUCCAAGAUUUCGACCCCCAUGUUGCUUAUCCGGACAGGCCGCCCUCUGGCUCUCCGGACCUGGUCAGGGAGGCGGGUCACUUUGACCGCUAUACGUUUGAAGAGGCGUGCUUUUAUAACUCAGACUACAUGUCCUCACGUACACGGAUGAAUGGGGAUUUGCAAGAAAAUGAGGAGCUGAUGGAGAAUUUAGAUUUAUAUGACAUGUUUGUGCAAUACUCAGGACUGCACGUAUUCCGUGCCGUCGAGCCCGCUUUGCGUCAGGCGUACCGCAACCGGACCUGCGAUCCGCGGCUAAAUGAGGAUUCGUUUCACCGAUGUCUUCAGAGUAAAGUGGAGGGUCGGGGGUCCCGUUCCCAGCUUGCCAUGCUAAUAUUUGAACAAGAGCAAAGUAAUAGCACCUGAGAAGCUAACCAAAAUGCAAUAGUAGACUAACUGUGCUGGCUUCAUCUACAGUGUGUAUCAAUCAGAAGCUCCCUUAAGACUAAGAAGUUCUGAUUAUUCAUCAGCUAAUAGCUGUUUUUAAUCUCUGAAGGGGUUUUGGAUUCAAUAUCUUACUAAUCCAAACACAAAUGUUUGCAAGAGAGUCCAAUACCUUUAAAAAAUACACUUGAAUUGCAAUGGAUAAUGCACUAAAAAUGCUCUUAUCUCAACUUCAACCUGUCAUUUUAUGAGGAACUUUGGAUUGUGGCACUCUUUCUACUACUGUUUUUUGGACAAAUUGCUUUUUGGAGUUGGUGGUAGAGACGAGUAUAAGAAUGUAAAUAUAUAUUUUUAGAAAUUGCAGUAAAAGGACUUUGCUCUGCAACUUUUAUUGUGGCAGCAGAUAAAACGUGUUUACAGCGAGACUGAGCCUUUCAGAAUGGGGCGAUUGUAUGCAACGAUUUCCUUGAAUGAUUUUGCAUUAUUUCGGUCGCCUGAAUCCACCCAAUGUUGGAAAUGCAUUCCAGUUUUCCACCCACACAUCCUUUCCCCUGUUAGCUGUGGCUGUCUGGAGCAACAUAACUAUAAAGUCCAUAAACUAAUCUGUGCCUUUAAAUCUGCUCCUUCACAGUGAAAUGCAUCUCAACUAUGCAGCCAAGCUAUAAAAUAUACAAAAAACUUUUUCUGUUUUGCACAUAAACCAAAAGUAUUUGUGUCCUAUGCAUUUACAUGUUUUAGUUGUUUUUCUUCAUUCUGUUUCUCACAAAGAUGUUUCUCACAUGUCAUAAUGACAUUAUGCGGAUGUUUAAUGUAUGCACCAUGCUGCUAACAGAAAUUUUCCCAAAAUGUUGGUAAAUUCUGUUAUUAUUUACUCACACUCAUAUAGUUUUAAACCUGUAUGAGUUUCUUUAUUCUUUCUAACACAAAAGAAGAUAUUUUAUUAAAUGAGUUGAUGGUAUCCAUUGAUAUCCAUAGUAGGAAAAAUAAAUACUAUGGAGGUAAAUGGUAUGGUUAUUUGUGUUCAACAGAAUAAAGAAACUCAAACAGGUUAAGAACACCAUGAGGGUGAGUAAAUGAUAACAGAAUUUUAAUUUUUGGGUGAACUAUCCCUUUAAGAAAGGAGAUUAAGACCCUCCUUUUUGUUGAAAGUCUGUCAAUUUAGUGGUAAAAUAAUAACAGUUUAUAGUGUUUGUUAUUACAUAUCAUAAAUAUGAUCAUUCUUAUUUCCUAUUUUAUUCAAUCUUAUUUUUUAUUGUAAAGCCAUCUGAAGUUGGAUGGUCAACUUGUUGUUGGAUGUUUUACUGUCCGCUAGAUGGCAGUAAAGCCAAUUGUGAAAGUUCACCAUUUUCAUACACGACAAUCUGGCUUAUACAUUUCUAGUUCCAGACUGAAUUUUCUCAGUCUGAUUUGUGGCAAGGUCAAAAUGAUGAUAAAUCAAACGUUAAUGCAAUUUCCACUGUAUCUGUUUCUAUUUAAAUGUGCUUGUAUUUGAAUCCAAAAUAAAAUUUCUUUUUAAAAUGC
Messenger RNA from Misgurnus anguillicaudatus (oriental weatherfish), 4074 nucleotides. It is a transcript of the gene chpfb, whose product is annotated as chondroitin polymerizing factor b. The record is from RefSeq and is a predicted model, not a curated record. Gene Ontology annotation, cellular component: Golgi cisterna membrane. Gene Ontology annotation, molecular function: glucuronosyl-N-acetylgalactosaminyl-proteoglycan 4-beta-N-acetylgalactosaminyltransferase activity. Lineage: Eukaryota; Metazoa; Chordata; Actinopteri; Cypriniformes; Cobitidae.